UCAGAGGGAAAGUUAAAUCAACCCAGGCCACGUUCCAACCGGAGAACGGGGAAGAAAUAUAUAUCAAACCGAUGAUGUGUUGUUGAUAUUGCGAGAUGUACAUAUAACAAGAUCCAGCAAUCCGUUACACAUCAUGGACAUCCAUGAUGGUGGCACUGUGCACUCCCCUUCAGCCCAUAUCCUACCACUAUCAGCACCAAGGGGGGGGCGGCGGGGAGCGCGCACCUGCAGCUCGGCGCGUAUCAGGAACCUUGCCACGACAGUAGUCUUUGCAUCCUUACUAGUCGGUGGAGAACGAGCAUCUCCGGGGUGUACUUCAUAUCGUACUACCAAACAGGUACAUGUUAUUCUCGGUACACAAACGACAUGGUAUCACAUAUCUUCAUGCUCCGUUGAUUAAGCCGAGACCUGGUAAUACCUUCGACAUUGAGAGGUACAAGAGUUUCCAUUCAGGUUCUCAAGACUACGAGUAUACCAAUUACAUAUACGUUCAGAUUAUGCGUGAGCAAUUACAGUUAUAGUCAAGAACGAC
Messenger RNA from Aspergillus caelatus, 532 nucleotides. RefSeq lists its product as uncharacterized. The record is from RefSeq and is a predicted model, not a curated record. Lineage: Eukaryota; Fungi; Ascomycota; Eurotiomycetes; Eurotiales; Aspergillaceae. Bases 134 to 400 code for a protein of 88 amino acids. The transcript is spliced from 2 exons.